This is a messenger RNA of Osmerus eperlanus (European smelt), 2614 nucleotides long. It is a transcript of the gene sdha, whose product is annotated as succinate dehydrogenase complex, subunit A, flavoprotein (Fp). The coding region runs from base 75 to 2072 and encodes 665 amino acids. NCBI's taxonomy places the organism in Eukaryota, Metazoa, Chordata, Actinopteri, Osmeriformes, Osmeridae. The transcript has 15 exons. Gene Ontology annotation, molecular function: electron transfer activity; flavin adenine dinucleotide binding; succinate dehydrogenase (quinone) activity. Gene Ontology annotation, biological process: mitochondrial electron transport, succinate to ubiquinone; tricarboxylic acid cycle. The record is from RefSeq and is a predicted model, not a curated record.
CAAAGGAAUCUCUGGGUUCUGGAGGCUCGGCACAGAUACAGCUCACGUUCAUCCGCCCAGACUUAACUAGCAUCAUGGCCGCGGUGUGCACUGCCUCCCGUGUUCUCACCAAAAAGGUCUUGACAGCAAAAGCUCUUCCUGCAGUGUGCCAGAGCAGCUCCAGGAAGUUCCACUUCUCCAUCUACGGCAACCGGGAUGCCAACAAUGCCAAAGUUUCAGAUGGAAUCUCAACGCAAUACCCUGUGGUUGACCACGAGUUCGAUGCUGUGGUGGUGGGCGCCGGAGGGGCGGGGCUUCGUGCCGCCUUCGGCCUAUCAGAGGCCGGCUUCAACACAGCCUGCGUGACAAAGCUUUUCCCAACCAGGUCACACACCGUGGCAGCACAGGGCGGGAUCAACGCGGCCCUUGGGAAUAUGGAGGGUGAUGAUUGGAGGUGGCACUUUUAUGACACAGUGAAGGGAUCUGAUUGGCUGGGAGACCAGGAUGCCAUCCACUACAUGACAGAGCAAGCCCCAGCAGCCGUGGUGGAGCUGGAGAACUUUGGCAUGCCGUUCAGCCGUACUGAGGAUGGGAAGAUCUACCAGCGAGCGUUUGGAGGCCAGAGUCUGAAGUUUGGGAAGGGCGGCCAGGCGCACAGGUGCUGCUGUGUCGCGGACAGGACCGGACACUCCCUGCUGCACACCCUCUACGGACGGUCCCUGAGGUAUGACACCAGCUACUUUGUGGAGUACUUUGCCCUGGACCUGCUGAUGGAGGAUGGGGAGUGUAAGGGAGUGAUCGCCCUCUGCAUGGAGGACGGAUCCAUCCACCGCUUCCGCUCCAAGAACACCGUCAUCGCCACCGGGGGUUAUGGUCGUACCUACUUCAGCUGUACGUCGGCUCACACCAGCACAGGAGACGGCAAUGCCAUGGUAACCAGGGCCGGCCUCCCCUGCCAGGACCUGGAGUUCGUGCAGUUCCAUCCCACAGGGAUCUACGGCGCCGGCUGCCUCAUCACGGAGGGUUGCCGUGGCGAGGGCGGCAUCCUGAUCAACAGUGAGGGCGAGCGCUUCAUGGAGCGCUACGCACCCAACGCCAAGGACCUGGCGUCCAGAGACGUGGUGUCGCGCUCCAUGACCAUCGAGAUCCGCGAGGGCCGGGGCUGCGGGCCAGAGAAGGACCAUGUGCACCUGCAGUUGCACCACCUGCCCCCCCAGCAGCUGGCCACGCGCCUGCCCGGCAUCUCUGAGACCGCCAUGAUCUUCGCCGGCGUGGACGUCACCAAGGAGCCCAUCCCUGUGCUGCCCACCGUGCACUACAACAUGGGGGGCAUCCCCACCAACUACAAGGGACAGGUGAUCAACUACAGUCCAGAGGGAGGGGACAAGGUGGUGCCGGGCCUGUAUGCGUGUGGAGAGGCUGGCUGUGCCUCUGUGCACGGGGCCAACCGCCUGGGGGCCAACUCUCUGCUGGACCUGGUGGUGUUUGGACGCGCCUGUGCCCUCACCAUCGCCGACAUCUGCACCCCAGGAGAGAAGCUCUCUCCUCUGAAACCCGACGCUGGGGAGGAGUCAGUGGCCAAUCUGGACAAGGUGCGCUAUGCUUCCGGAAGCAUGCGCACCUCUGAGAUCAGACUCAACAUGCAGAAGACCAUGCAGAACCAUGCUGCAGUGUUCCGUACAGGUUCCGUGCUGAAGGAGGGCUGUGACAAGAUGGACGCCAUCUACCAGACCCUGGACGACAUCAAGACCUUCGACAGAGGUAUCGUGUGGAACACUGACCUGGUGGAGACUCUGGAGCUGCAGAACCUGAUGCUGAACGGGGUGCAGACCAUCCACUCUGCCGAGCAGCGCAAGGAGAGCAGGGGAGCCCACGCCAGGGAGGACUACAAGGACCGUAUGGAUGAGUUGGACUACGCCAGGCCUCUGGCAGGUCAGGAGAAGAAGCCCUUCGAGGAGCACUGGAGGAAACACACCAUGUCCAAUGUAGACGUCAAGACUGGCAAGGUAACCCUGAAGUACAGACCCGUCAUCGACCAUUCGUUGAACGAGGAAGACUGCACUCACAUCCCUCCUGCUAUCCGUUCCUACUAGACGCCCCCCCAUCUGUUCUCCUGUCUUAUUUAUGCUCUUCUAAAGUCACACACGCAUAUAUAUACUUCCAACAUACCAGGUUUAAAAAGGAUUAUCUUUCAUCAUAAACAGUUACUCACUUAUGUGGAAUAUUUUUUCUUUUUCUUGUUAAAUAAUAAAAAAAUAAAUAAUACCUUACAGUAACUUUAAGUGUGAAUUGUGCACAUUUUUAUUUUUGUGUUUUAAACAAAGAAAAAAACAACUUCCGCCGCAUUUGCUAUAGAUAUUUCCGGCAAAUUGAGUAAAUACAUAUUUUAUAUUUAAAUAUUGAAUGAUUGUAUAACUUCUCAGUGUUAGACCAGGCAGUCACAAGCAGAUCGUGUGUGGAGUAGAUAACGUUGAUGUACAUUAAAUGGCAACGAUGCCAACAACGACCGACCGUAACGCUUCUUCUCUGUGGCCUUUGUACUCCAACACACUCCCGUCCAUCUGUAAAGUUCUGUAUAGGGGCAUGCGAUAUGAUCUGUUAGAGUUAUUGAAGUUGAAUAAAAAUGCUUAAAUAA